This is a messenger RNA of Oikopleura dioica, 426 nucleotides long. NCBI's taxonomy places the organism in Eukaryota, Metazoa, Chordata, Appendicularia, Copelata, Oikopleuridae. The record is from the annotation of a GenBank genome assembly.
AUGAUCGCGAAAUUCAACAUCAACGAGUUGCUCACAAAAAUCCACGGUUCAUCAAAUGAAGAUGAAAUCGAAACGAAGCUGGUUAAAAAGCGAGAAAUCUACUCUUCCGCUGGAUUCGAAAACUGCUCCGUUAAAUUUCUCAGUCCAACGAGCUUUGAUGACAUUUCCGAAUCCGCCGAUUUCAAGGCGAAAUUCGAUGUAAUUUCGCUCUCCGUUUCUCAUUGCCAAAAACUCUCGCACUCGAUCAUCCAGAAUUGCCUCAAGCCCGAAUCUCACAUUUUCGCCGAGACUCCUCAGUUCAUCACCGAUUUGAACAAAGAGCAGCUCGCCAGUACGUUGAAAAUCAUCAAGCAGCUCGGCAAAGACUCGAAUCUUUCGGAAAUCGAAGAUGAAUCGCUCAAGGGCCUGCUAGUUUUUACAAAUUAA